Cannabis sativa is the source of this 1884-nucleotide messenger RNA. Its product is annotated as sphingosine kinase 2. Gene Ontology annotation, cellular component: intracellular membrane-bounded organelle; cytoplasm; membrane. The record is from RefSeq and is a predicted model, not a curated record. The transcript has 10 exons. NCBI's taxonomy places the organism in Eukaryota, Viridiplantae, Streptophyta, Magnoliopsida, Rosales, Cannabaceae. The coding region runs from base 166 to 1644 and encodes 492 amino acids. Gene Ontology annotation, biological process: sphingosine biosynthetic process. Gene Ontology annotation, molecular function: kinase activity.
CCAACUUUUAUCAACAUAGCAAAUAUUACCUAAGCUUAGCUAGCGUGAGACUUUGGACUUAACAACUCAUUGAAGAUUCCGGUUCGGUCACAAAACCCGGAUCUUUCUUUCUCUCUUUCAUUUCUUAACUUCAGCCCAAUCCAAUCCACCAACCAAACCAUAAUCAUGGACCAACCACAUUCCUCCCCCAAACAACCCAUUUUCUCCGACACCGUCAUCGUAAACGGCUCCAUUUCGCCCUUAACGUUAACUGCCGACGGCUUUCUCCGGUGGUCGGAGUCUGGUCAAAGGGGUUUGACCGUGGAGAAGGAGGUUCUCGGGUUUGCAACGGAUGGUCCCAAAAUCAAGAUCAGAGCCCUCAUUGAAACAGGGGACAGAAUCUGCUGUGCGCCGAGCAGGGGAGCUCUGGUUAGGACCAACUUUGUAUUCGAGUUUUUGUCUCAGGAUACUCAGAGGCUCUUCUGCCACAAACUUCGUCAAUACAUCGAUUCUCUCGGCCGGCCUAAGAGAGUGUUUGUGUUUGUAAAUCCAUUUGGUGGUAACAAAUCUGCUUCAAAGAUAUAUCUUGAUGAAGUGAGACCACUUCUUGAGGAUGCUGAUGUCCAAUUUACAUUGCAAGAAACUCAACAUCAAUUGCAUGCUAAAGAAGUGGCCAGAGCAAUAGAUCUUGCUAAGUAUGAUGGCAUCAUUUGUGUUAGCGGGGAUGGCAUUCUAGUAGAGGUAGUAAAUGGACUGCUUGAAAGGGAAGAUUGGGACACUGCAAUAAAGAUGCCAAUUGGAGUAGUUCCAGCAGGUACAGGAAAUGGUAUGGCAAAAUCUCUUCUAGAUUCGGUGGGUUAUCCAUGCGCAGUAUCUAAUGCUGUUCUUGCCAUUAUUAGAGGCCAUAAGCGUUCAUUGGACGUAACCACCAUAUUUCAAGGAGAUACCAAAUAUUUUAGUGUACUGAUGCUUGCUUGGGGUCUAAUAGCCGAUAUUGACAUUGAAUCUGAAAAAUAUAGGUGGAUGGGAAGCGCCCGACUUGAUUUCUAUGCUCUUCAGCGGAUUUUAAGUUUAAGGCAAUAUAACGGACGUAUUUCAUUUGUGCCGGCACCUGGCUUUGAAUCCUAUGGAGAGCCUACAAGUGAUAAGAGGGAACUUACUAGUUUUAAGCACAACGAUUGUGGUCCAAGUGAAGCGACGGCCAUGGAGGUCCACAGGCAUGGCUACCAAGGACCUGAUUUUGUCUCAGGGAUUUCAGACUGGAGAACCAUCAAUGGACCAUUUAUUUCAGUCUGGCUUCAUAAUGUUCCUUGGGGGAGUGAAGACACAAUGGCAGCUCCUCAAGCCAAGUUUUCAGAUGGCUAUAUAGACGUGAUCAUUAUGAGGGAAUGCCCAAAACUACCUUUGCUGUCCUUAAUUACCCAACUGAAUAAUGGAAACCAUGUCCAUUCGCCUUAUGUUAUGUACUUCAAGGUGAAAUCAUUCAUCUUGGAACCUGGUUCGCUUACCGAAAACCCUGCAAAGGAAGGUAUUAUAGAUUCAGAUGGUGAGGUUUUGGCCAGAGGUAAAGGAACUUACAAGUGUGACCAGAAAACCUUGAUGUCCUAUGAUAAACUUCAACUGACAGUUGAUCAAGGUUUAGCUACCUUAUUCUCCCCUCUAUAAGAAUUUGAUUCUAUCAGGCAGAGCCUUCGGGGUCACAGUAUGGGAUUUCAGCCUAGGAAAAUCCACAUAUCAGUCAGCAAUUCCCAUGCUGAAAAUAGUUUUGUCACUACCCACUUAACUGUUAAUGUUAAGUUAGUAGACUAUCUUUUCAGUUUAAACUCUUCAUGAAAAUGACAAAAUAAAUAUUAUUGGCUGAGAAUAUAUAGUGAAAAAAUUAUACGAGCUCUUUUACCGCACAAA